AUGUCAGAUCAUAAUCGGAAUCCCAAGAGAACAAAGAAUUUGUUGUCUUUUUUUAAGAAAAAGAAUGAUGAGUCAUCAUCUAAUACAUUGCCUUCUAGCACUUCUUCAUCUACUCCAAUAUGUGAUGAGCAAAAUCUUCCGGAUUCUCCCAUUAUUGAGCCUCCAAUUGAAAGAGUUGAAUUUCAAAGAAUCGAUGAUGAUCAUGAUUUUAAUAUCAAUUAUCUUGAGCGUGAUCCAGGAUUACGUUAUCUAAUAUGCAAAUAUCCGGUUAAUGGACAAGAUAAUGUGUGA
Molecule: messenger RNA, 291 nt
Organism: Prunus armeniaca (apricot)
Lineage: Eukaryota; Viridiplantae; Streptophyta; Magnoliopsida; Rosales; Rosaceae
Source: the annotation of a GenBank genome assembly